CAUAUUUUACUUUGUUUAAUUUAUUUUUUGGCACUACUAUAAAUCUUAAAUUUUAGAAAAUGACUAGUACAUCUGAAAACCUUAAAAAUGAAACAGCAAAAUCUAAAACCGAUAGUGAACUGUCCCAAUUAUUAAAACAGCGAGGUUCUAUUAGAAGUCGCUUAACUACUUUUAGUAAUUUUUUGCUUCCAUUACAGACAGGUAAGCUUUCGGAUAUUACAUUACCACAAAUUCAGCAAUUACGUUUGCGGUUAACUAAAAUAGAAAAUUUAUUUUCUGAAUUUGAAAAUUGUCAAUCCCGUAUUGAAGUAAUUUGUACUGAUCUUGAUGUGCAAUUAACUGAAAGAGAAGCUACCGAAACUAAAUUUUAUGAAAAUAUAUCAAACGCAGAGUCUUUAAUUAGCUCGCAUCCCUCUAAUAAGGAGAAUAGACGUGAAAGUGUUAGUUCUAAUUCGCGAAAUGAAUUUAACAUAAAAUUACCUGUAAUUAAAUUACCCACUUUUGACGGGAACUAUUUUUCGUGGCUAGAGUAUCGUGAUACUUUUAUGUCCGUGAUUCACAAUAACGAAUCGCUCCCCGAUAUUAAUAAAUUUCAUUAUUUGCGGUCUUCCUUGGAAAAGGGUGCAGCUCUUGUUAUUAAAUCAAUUGAGUUUACUUCUCAAAAUUAUGAAGUUGCAUGGGAUUUAUUAUGCCAAAGGUAUGAUAAUAAAAAAAUCCUCAUUAAUAAUCACUUGAAAGCUUUGUUCAAAAUUGAUCCUAUUACAAAAGAAUCGCAUAAGUCUUUGCGUUACAUUAUUGAUACUGUCACUAAAAAUCUCAGAGCUUUAGAAACUCUUGGACAACCUAUUGAUAAUUGGGACGCCCUCAUUAUAUACAUGGUUUCCACAAAACUAGAUCCUGUUUCUAGCAGUAAGUGGGAAGAAUAUCGAAAUAAUUUAUCCGACUUGCCACUGUUAAGUGAAUUUAUAGAAUUUCUUCGCAAUAGAGCCGACAUUCUUGAAACCAUAGUAGCUAAUAGAAAUGAAAAAUAUGAAAAUAAAAAUGCAUACCAAAGUAAUAAACAUGAACAAAAAAGUUUUUUCACUUCUAAACUUAAACAUUUUAAUUCAACUUCUUGCCCUCUUUGUAAACAAGCUCAUAGGAUAGUAGAUUGUAGUAUUUUCCAAUCCUAUUCUCCUGAACGCAAAAACAUUGAGGUCACGAAAUUAAAACUUUGUUCAAAUUGUUUACGCCGAGGCCACAAGGCCCAGGAUUGUCGCUUAGGCUCUUGUCGAUUAUGUAACGAAAAACAUAACACUAUGUUACAUAAGAAUCUUGAUGAAAUUUCUGACAAUGCAACAAAUAAUAACGAUAUUUCUCCCCAAUCUUCACCGGUUUCCAUGUCAGUAUAUUCUACUGGACAGGUUCUUCUUGGUACUGCUUUAGUAGAAGUCACCAACCCUGUAAAUAAAAAUACUUACCUUGCCCGUGCUUUACUCGACGCUGGCAGCCAGUCUUCCUUUAUGACUAAAAACCUAAAACAAAAAAUAGGACUUAUUAAUCGUAAUCCUGAUUCCUUAAUAAUAUCAGGCAUUAAUAAUGUUCCUGUACCUAUUUCGGACAGUUGUACGUAA
Molecule: messenger RNA, 1613 nt
Organism: Aricia agestis (brown argus)
Lineage: Eukaryota; Metazoa; Arthropoda; Insecta; Lepidoptera; Lycaenidae
Exons: 1
Coding region: 60-1613 (517 amino acids)
Source: RefSeq, a predicted model, not a curated record